AUGACUCUUCUAACACUUGGACUGUAUCUGCCACUUUUGUUUUGUUAUGGCCUGGCUCAGUCCUCUUUUCUGGACAACUUCAUGUCAAUCCCAGCAGCUCUCAGGUCCCAGGAGCAGCAGAGGAGAUUCAGCCCAUGCUGUUUACUGAGUCCGCCUCCACCCCCACUAUUUCCUCCACCCCCUGCUCUUUGGCGCCGCAACAGUCAUAAUGAAGAGAUUGAUGGUCGUGAAUCAAAGCCAGGCAAUGGUCCCAAAGGUUCUUACUGCGUACAGGGAUUCCCAGGGCCCGCUGGCCCCUCUGGACCUCAGGGUCCACCUGGUUUACCUGGAAUAGAAGGGGGCAAGGGAGAGAAGGGAGAAAUCGGAAGACCUGGGCAAAAGGGUCGGUCAGGUGCCCCUGGACUUCCUGGGAAACUGGGACCAGCUGGAUGGCCUGGACCAAGUGGGCCCAAAGGGGAGAAAGGAGACUCAGGGCUUAUGGGAUUACCUGGAGCCAGAGGACCGAUUGGGCCAAGGGGUUUACCUGGUUAUAAAGGAGAAAAGGGUUCUCGAGGAGAUCGUGGUGAGAGUGGAGGAAAAGGCGACAAGGGUGUGAUGGGUUUCCCAGGAAUGCUUGGACAGAAAGGAGAAAUGGGUCCGAAAGGAGAACCUGGGAUCUCAGGAAACAGAGGACCGACUGGCCGACCAGGGAAGCGAGGCAAGCAGGGAGGGAAAGGAGACACGGGUGGUGUUGGUCCUAUGGGACCUGCAGGCCCUCAGGGGACUCCAGGCCACCCUGGUCCUCCGGGUUCCCCUGCCACAGGACUGUACAUGGUUGGAACAAAGGGGGCUCGUGGUCCACCGGGGUCUCCUGGAAAGUGUAGCUGCGGCUCUCUCAGCAAUUCUCCAAUUGAGGAUUAUCCUUCCAGAGGAAACUAUCUUAAAGUACCUGCGAUAUUUGUUGUAAGCAAUGAGGAGGAACUGGAGCGCCUUCACACAGAUAAUGCUCUGGCAUUCCGCAAAGACCAGAGAUCUCUCUAUUUCAGAGACAUUGAUGGCUGGCUGCCGAUCCAGACUUUCCCAUUCCCAAUGACGCCGUUCCAGUCCAUGGAAAACGCACCUGAUGAUGAGGGUUACUGCGGUGACGGGACUGUGCAGAUUUCCACCGGGGAGCAGUGUGAUGACAGCAACAGAGUCGUCACGGACGGCUGCGUCAAGUGUAAACACGCCUACUGCGGAGACGGAUACCGCUAUGAGGGGGCUGAGGAGUGUGAUGGAAAGGACUUUGGAUACCAGACAUGUAAUUCAUAUCUUCCAGGGUCAUAUGGUCAGCUCAAGUGCUCACCCUACUGUGUUAUCGACUCUACAAACUGCAAGUACUUCACAUGAUGAGGAAGCUGGACAGUGCAGCGAGAUCCUCUGUGUGCUCUUUGAAAUAUUUUCAUGCAAAAAAAAAAAGAACAAUAAUACUUCAAGCAAAAAGACUCUGAGGGUAGCGGCAGCCUAUGAAUCUGAAUAUAUAUAUUAUACAUAACUUCUCUGUAUUGCUGCUGAGAUGCCACGUAGCUCCCCGGAGUUGUAUUCGGCGAGUGGAGAUGAAAAACCUUCACCCACACUUAGGAAAUGCACAGGACAACUGCACUCAGUCUUAACAAGCAGGACUUAAGACUGGCCUCCUCUCCAUGAAUCAGCCUCUGGGUGCAACAGUUGUGCAACAGCCAUGCCGAGACUUAAUUAAGUGGGAGAUGUUGCAGAGGAGCAGUAGCCGGGCCAGAGGCAUAUUUCUAUUGACCCAGUUACUGUUGAGAAACAGUGGCCUCAGGUAUUCUACUGCAGCGCCAAUGACAGCGCACAGCAUUUGCAUGAGGCUGGGAUUACUGUGACAGCAGCUGUCACUAUCCAAGCAUGUUAACAAUCAAUAUACUUAUUAUUGCCACGACUAGGCCAGUACUGUGUAGGCAUCAACCAUUUCAGUUAUAAAAGGUUAAACCAUGCAAAUAGUUAGAUCAAAAGUAUGGUUAAGGAUGGAGAUAGAGGUGCAUGAAUUAUGCACUUGGGAUAUUUCAAUGAGUCCAAUCAUUAGCUUGUGGUGGAACUGUGAUUGACAGGGACUUUCAGUUUCGACAAGGUUUCACAAAUCUCCCCGAAAGAACUUCUCAGGAACCAACAGGUAAUGUAGCUCCAAACAGCACCUUUCACAGGCACCCCCCCACUACUCCUUUUGUAAAUUAAAUGGCAGUGACUGUACGCUUAAGCACACAGAUAACUCAAGGUUCUUCUCUGUGCUUUAGUGAGAAAUACUACUGUAUAUGAAGGCUUGAAACUGUUAAUGUUCUUAAUUCUCUCACUAAACAGGAAAGGCUGUGAUACUCUGUAGCUGCUAAAAGGGGGAAGAAUUACAAUUCCAGCCUGUCCUAUGGUCAUUAUUGUAUUUAAUCUAAUACCUCUUUAUCCAGUCUUUUCUGUCUUACAGUAUAUACACAGAAACUCAACAGUAAACUUAACAGUGUAGAUGUAGUCUGCUGUGUGUUUGGCACCAAUGGUGAAAAUGACCGAUAUAAGCUGACUUUUCCAUAAGCUAGUGUAUAGUCGCAGUGCCAAGGGAGACUUGUUCUCAGCCAUAUUGAUACUGUACGUGUAGGUGUUAUAAAGGGAUUAUUCUGUACGAAAAAAUGUAAAGAUAAAGACUGUUACUGUAUUGUCUCCGCAUGCUUGUGAUACUGUGCUUAUUAGUGUGAAACGCUUCCACUGUUUUGUAAAUCAUUGCAAUUGACAGUGCAUUAGGUGUCUUAAGAAAUCUCAGUCUUGCUCUGCACAGAGUGUAGCUAGUUGUACGACACAUCUUGUAUGAAAAUGAUGAACUGUGCCUUGCACAAAGAUGAAAUACCUUUUGGAAACUGUGUUGAAUGUCCUGUCUGUGGCCUGUCUGUCUGUGCUGUAUCCUGUACUGUGUAUGCACAACGAUGCUGAAACAUAACAUGCAUGUGGUAACGUACUGUUCAGCUUUAUCAAAUAAUGUAUGCACUGUGACUGGGAUGAGGGAAAUUAUUUUUUGUUUCAUUUCUCUGGUAUGAUUUAUACAGUAGUUGGGGAUAAUUUUAAAAAGAAAUAAAACCUGAAUAAAUAAUUCA
This is a messenger RNA of Trematomus bernacchii (emerald rockcod), 3110 nucleotides long. It is a transcript of the gene colq, whose product is annotated as collagen-like tail subunit (single strand of homotrimer) of asymmetric acetylcholinesterase. NCBI's taxonomy places the organism in Eukaryota, Metazoa, Chordata, Actinopteri, Perciformes, Nototheniidae. The transcript has 17 exons. Bases 1 to 1368 code for a protein of 455 amino acids. The record is from RefSeq and is a predicted model, not a curated record.